This is a messenger RNA of Penicillium concentricum, 6183 nucleotides long. RefSeq names its product MYB DNA-binding domain protein. Gene Ontology annotation, cellular component: Set3 complex. The transcript has 3 exons. Gene Ontology annotation, biological process: regulation of transcription by RNA polymerase II. NCBI's taxonomy places the organism in Eukaryota, Fungi, Ascomycota, Eurotiomycetes, Eurotiales, Aspergillaceae. The record is from RefSeq and is a predicted model, not a curated record. Bases 1 to 6183 code for a protein of 2060 amino acids.
AUGUCCUCCCGAUUCCCCCCAUCGUCCGGGUUCAAUUCCCGUGACCGUUCUCCGCAGCGAUUUGGAGACCGUCGCCCCCCGGUCGGUCCUCGUGGUCCUGACGACGGACCUGCACCAUUUGGCAGAGAUCCACCGCGUGGUCCAAGGGCCCUUGUUGACUCCCCUCGUGGUGGCCAUUUUGGUGGUCGUGGCAGGGGGUAUGGCCGUGGUGACUUUCGUGACCGUGACCGUGAUCCACGAGACCGCGACCGAGAUCGUGACUUUCGAGAUAACCGCGAUGGCCCACCGUUUCGCCGAGAUAUGGACCGCGACUGGGCUCGCCGCGACCGUGAUUUCGAUCCCCGAGACAACCGGAUUGGUUUUGGCCGAGGCCGCUCAAGAUCACCGACACGCGACUUUCGAGACAUAAGGGAGCCCCCGGGGCGCGAUUUUGAUCUGGUUCGCAUGCGACGCAACUCGAGGGAUAGUAUCAUAUCUGCAUCUUCAGGAGGCCCAGAAGGUCCCCCCAUCAAUAGUGGCCAUAUACACCGAGGAGGCAUGCGAGGGCGCGGUCGCGGAGAUUGGGAAGGUGGCCGCGGUCGUGGUCGUCCACCCUUCCUCGAUGAUCGUGAUCUUUUCCGUCGCCGCAGUCGAUCCCGUGAACAGUGGCAUUGGGACAACCGACGACCUGAUCGCGAGGACCGUGAUCGCCCCGUGGACUUCUGGAAACGAGACCGCCCCCCAAGUCGUGCAGAUAGCCGCGCAGCCAGCGGCUCAACCACUUCCUCACACCCUCCUACAGCACCCGGCCCUGGACCUGGAUCAGCUCUAGCAGAUCGACUGUCUGAUCAUCCCCAAAUGGAUCAUGGUCGGAAACCUUCAACCAUUCCCAGCAUUCCGGUCCUAGAACCUACGCGAGAUCCUGAGCGAAACGACCUUCUCGCCGCUCGAGCUAGUGCUGCUCGACCUGGUGCCAUUAGACAGGAUGUUGCUCGCCCCGAUGCUUCUCGACCUGACGUCAUUAGACCGGAUGCUGCUCGCCCUGAUGCUCCUCGAUCUGGCGCUAUUAGACCGGAUGCUACUCGCCCUGAUGCUCCUCGCCCGGAUGCUGUCCGACCGGAUGCCGCUCGACUAGAUGUCUUCCGCCCAGACGAUAUCCGCCCGGAUGUAGUUCGAUCAGAUACUCUUCGCCCUGAUCAUCCUCGAAUAGAUGCUCCUCGACCAGAUGCUCCUCGACCAGAUGCUCCUCGACCAGAUGCUCCUCGACCAGAUGCUGUUCGACCGGAUGCUCUUCGCCCUGAUCCUCCUCGAAUGGAUGCUGUUCGACUGGAUGUUGCUCGCCCUGAUCCUCCUCGACUGGAUGCUGUUCGACCGGAUGUUAUUCGUCCUGACGCUCCUCGACUGGAUGCCCCUCGACCGGAUGCUCCUCGCUCUCAUCCUCCUCGACCGGAUGUUAUUAGCCCUGACGCUACUCGACCGGAUGUUGUUCGCCCUGAUGCUAUCCGACCGGAUGUUAUGAAGAACCCACCUAACAUUCGGAACUCACCACCUCCAGCUGCGCCCCAGGUGCCCGCCUUUGGCUCGGUAGCUGCACCCACCACGAAUGCUUCAAACAAAGAUUUUCCAGACCAACGCACGGCGCCCAAUUCCAAUUUCCCCACAGAGAGAGACCGACAUGAAGCCCCUCAACGGCCACCAGUCCAACCUCCUACAGGGCCCAAGGCAGAAAGAACCGACAUCACACAGCAGCCUCUUGAGCCUCGCGGCCGCUUCGAAGGACCUCGGGAGGUUAGCAAGCAGCAAGUUGCGCCUCCUCGCCUCUCCAAACCGACUACCAAUCUCCCUGAUGUAUCACCACCCACUGCUCCAGCUGCCAUGACUCGGCCAGAUUCGGGAAUAGGGCCCAACGAAGGAUUUGGGGCCGGCAGGUCGAACUCACUCACCUCUUCCCCUACUUUUACACGAAUUCCACCGCCUGCUCCACGCGAAUUAUCCCGUGAGCCCUCUAUGUCGCCACGAAUGCAAUCGUCUGGCAUUCCAACCGGCCCUCGAGCAUUGCAAUGGAAUCCCUCACCGCGUGGCCGUAAAGGCAGCAAGCAAUGGGUGCGACCUGGCUACGGCCGAACGCCUUCUAUUCCUAAUGCACUACCGAAACAAGAGCCCGUCGAUGAGAGCGAAGGUGUUACCCCUGCCAAUGAAGCCACGCGACCUCUAUUACCACCUGAGAUAGACGAGCCUGAGAGUGGCGAGAUUCUUCCCCGUGAACCCGCGAAGGAACCCUCGCCUGUUUCCCCGUCAUUGAACCUCCCAUUACAGCGUAGCUUACCGGCUGUUGACAUUCAAACAAAUGAUGCCAAUGAACCCUCUGAGAAGGGCGGCAUUGACAAGCCCGCAUUGAUACCAGACUUUGAAGGCUCAAGUGACGAGGAGGACGGGGAGAACAUUGUCUUUACCCAGGAGUAUCUUGAUGAAAGAAAGCGGAUCUUUGAAAAGGAUAUGGAAUCACUCCGAGCAGAAUUGCCCCUAUCACCUUUGGAAGAUUCGGCCAUCGUCGCUCUUUUGCUCAAAAUCCAGCUACUCGGCAUGGUAGCCAACGAACAGACAGUUGAACCUCCCCCAGAACCACUCGCAGAACAAGUAUUAGAGCGACCCGUGGAUCCUUUGCCUUCAGUAGAGGUUGAAGAGUCAGCCGAUCAUCCAAGCACCGAGCGAGUGGUCUCUUUUGCUUCUACGCCACCCGAGCACGAACCAGAGCCAGUUGCAGAAACUAUCAUCCCCCCUGUGGUACCUCCUGACGAGGUUACUAUCGAAAGUCUUCCAUUCUUGCACUCAGGUCCUCCAACACCUAUUUCAGAUAUGGAUGUAUACCAUGAUAAUAUUGCGACCCAAAAUCGUCUCCGAGACGCGUUCAGCACACAACUUUCAAAGGUACAAGCGGAAACUUUUAGGAAAAACGCAAUCCUUAGGGACGAGUACGUGUCUCACUACAAGCUCUGGCGAAUGGCUAUUUGGGAGCUCGAUCGUAUGAAGGACAAGAAGUCCGUGACCCCUGGUCCAGCUUCUCCGCCAGUUUCCACUGUUCCAACUACCCCGGCACCCAUGCCAGAAGGCCGUGAAGGCCGUCGGUAUAAAGGAAAUAGCGAGCUCGAUUUUCUCAAUGCUUUGAAGGCCUCCGAAAUCUCCGCCCAAGAAGAGCUUGAACGUCGACGAAUCAAGAUGGCUACUGCUCGGCCCGAUUUGGGCCGUGAAGCGAUCAUUCCGAAUAUGCUGGAACCGCGGGAGGUAAAGGCUCGCAUCUACAAAGAUGUGAACAACACCAUUGAGUGCAAUAGGGCUCUGGACGUUUUCGGCUUCGCUCCGCCCCCUAAUGACUUCACCCCGGAGGAGCAUAUGAUCUUUACGGACGCCUUCAUGGCGCAUCCAAAACAAUGGGGCAAGAUUGCCGAAUCUUUGCCUGGUCGAAAUUUCCAGCAGUGUAUCGUACAUUAUUAUCUCACCAAGGAGGAGAUUAAGUACAAGGCCAAGCUCAGCAAACGCUGGAGUAAGCGCAAGGGGACCCGAAAGGGUCCACGACCGAAGUCCAACGCCCUCAUCGCAGACUUGAGUGUGGUGAAACCUGACUUUGUUGGUGAGGAUGAGCCACCCGCUGUUACAGACACCGGUCGUCCACGACGUGCGGCUGCGCCUACGUUUGGCGAGUCAGCCGAGGCAGAAAGCGUUCCAGUUGGCCGUCGGACCCAGCUUGGCAAGGACGGUGAACCAGUGGAAAGAUCAUCUCGGCGUGGCGGACGGGGCGGAGGUACUCGCGGUGGACGGCGCGCGAAGACGGCUACUCAAUCGGAUCCGAAGGCCCAGGUGGUAAUGCCACAGGGCAAUCUGCCUCCAAUUGUAUCGCCAGCGCCACUUCAUCCUGGAAACGAGAUGGAAUUGGUUUCAGAUCACAUCAUGGAAGGGUAUGAGGCCCGGGAACGAGAGCGGGGCGAAAAAGAAUCUUUAACGCCAAUCCCUCGAGGCAGGGUGGGACGCGGACGAGCAAAAGAAGGAGUUUAUGUCUUUGAGUCUACUGAAGUUGAACCGCCUCUGGCAAGCAAGCAGCUGGAGACUGGUUAUGGCUCCUUGCAGCCAACGAGUUACUGGUCUGUACCGGAGCAGCGCGAUUUCCCAGGCUUGUUGGGACAUUUUGGUCGUGAUUUCGAGGGUAUCUCGGGCUGGAUGAAGACUAAAACAACGGUGAUGGUCAAAAACUUCUAUCAACGCCGCCUGGACUCGGGCCAGAAAGACUUUGAGUUGAUUUUAACGGAUGCAGAGGAGAAGAAGGCUCGCGGUGAGCCUACAGGGCCGCUUCCCAUUCCAAGUGUUGCACCAAAGCGACGAUACGAGGCGACUCCGUCUUCUAUUAUCCCUCGUCCACUUGCCCCUCAUGGGGAUCCUAUGGCUGAGGUCGAUGAAAUAAGAUUCCCCAAAGGCAAGGCUGUUGGUCUCUCACCGCAGCCGAUGUCUUUGCAUGGGCGACCUCCAUCCGACAAGGAGCGGAAUGUCGGUCGCUACCAGCCACUCGCACAAGCUUCUGCUGCUUCACCAGUGCCCUCUACUGCAACUCUGAUUGAAGAGUCGACUCGGGCAAUUCGCGCGCAAGGAGGGCAAUCCCACCGCAUUCAGGGCCCACGUCUUGGGUAUUUUACAGAGGACAGACGAGACUCUUCGGUACUGCCCCAUGCCACUUCCCGUACGCAAGAACUACCAAUGUCAUCGCGCCAUCCUGGCUCCAUGCCACCGGAUAUGGCACGAAUGGAACCCUUGUCCGCACAAGGCUAUAUGCCGGCACAGCAGCCAACUUCUCUACUUUCAGCGACCCACUCACGUCACCCAAGCUUAACACAAACCCCCGGCUCGCCAACCCAGCAGCUUAGACCAGAACUUGACAUCUCAUCUGUUCACCGCGAUCCUUUUGCCCAAAGACCCUAUUACUCGCUCGCAGGUCAGCCCAUGGGUCUAGCUCAGUCGCCUCACCCUGGGUUGUCGCCAGUGAAGGAUGUCCCUCGCCCGAGUGCUACUCCUGGUCCCGACGCAACUCGUCAGGUGCCUGCCAAACGGUCCAACAUCAUGAGCAUCCUCAAUGAUGAACCUGAAGAGCCUCAGCCGCGCAAACGAUUUGCCAGCGAGCAGGCUCCAUCUGCCCCUGGCGCAGCCCCAGGCAUAAACCCAAGGCCUGUAUACCAGACUGGAGCACCCCCUCGCCAUGAAGACACUAUCAUGUCAGGUAUGUCACAAAAGCCCUCUGGUUACGCCCAGCAAAGCCAAUAUCAGCCAUCAUCUCGUGGCUACGAGUAUCCUGGCUACGGACCCCCUCAUGGUGGCUCGGGCACGUCGGCGAAUAACGACUGGAUGGCACGGUUUGAUCCGCGAGCGCAACAAACACCGCCGCAACCCCAAGCCCAAUCACUCCCAUCACAGCAGCAGCAAAGCGGCCGUCAGGGUUCCUAUUCAUCUUACGCGGCAAACCCCAGCCAGUCUUCGAUGCCUUUGACGAAUCUUCCUGCGCCAUCCCCAGCGCCGACUCCCCCCCCAACAAGUGCCUCUCAACGAUCGGCUUAUCCCAAUGUUUUCUCCCAAGCCUCCUCUGCUCAACCACCCAUGACCUCUGGCUCCCGAGAUACGGCUUCGCAACCGACUUCCUAUCGACAAGGGUCACCUGGCCCGCGUUCCAGUAUGGCAUAUGGAUCGCGACAAGAUCCACCAACACCAGCGCAGUCUUCGGCUAGCUUGUACGGUAUGCACCAGCGCCAGUCCGCAACGCCAAAUGCAGUACAGUCACACAGCUAUCAACAACAUGUGCAAACAAUGGUCAGUGGGUCGCAUCAGCCGCAAUCCCACCGCUCAACACCUGUCAACUUACCCGGUGCUUCUUCACAGUACGGGCACAACACCCCUCCUCCCCAGUCCCAGGCUGGCCGGUCAAUGGCAUCGCUGGCGAGCCUCGGUCGUUCAUACACUCCUCCAUCUGCUCUACAUCCCUCUAUGAGUGGAGGCACCAUGGGUAGCUAUGCUCCCCCUCAGUCAUCCACGCCUGGAUCGAUACCGCCGCUCCACCAACGACCUCCAGGAUCGCAUGGUGACACUGUCCCCACCCCGACACAUCACCGUGUUUACAGCCAUGGGUCAGCUCAAGGUGGACUGCCGCCUCCUUCGCAACCUCCUCGGUAG